Penicillium vulpinum is the source of this 1410-nucleotide messenger RNA. RefSeq lists its product as uncharacterized. The record is from RefSeq and is a predicted model, not a curated record. The transcript is spliced from 3 exons. NCBI's taxonomy places the organism in Eukaryota, Fungi, Ascomycota, Eurotiomycetes, Eurotiales, Aspergillaceae. Bases 1 to 1410 code for a protein of 469 amino acids.
AUGAAACGCGUCUGCAGCCCAGAUACCAACCCAGAUACCAACCCAGAUACCAACCCAGAAACCAGCCCAGAGCAUGAGCCGAGAAUGGAAAUCCCGAUAGAUGAUCAGCGCCCAAUUCUCUUAAGCCUAAAUGCCCCCGUCUCUCCCCCGCGGAAAAGGUCAUGCAUUAACCGGGCCAAGGAUGGAGAUGGAGGAGACGGUAUCCCGCUGAACGCAUCACAGCUAAACACUUCAUCCAGCCUCGCUGCCAUCGAAGCAGGUCAGGUUGAAGUGACCGACCAUCUGAGCACAAUCUCUAAAAAGCUCAAACAAUGCGUUCGCUCACUUUCACAACAACCAAUCCCGCGGCUACCGAUCAAGGAAUGGAUGGAGCUGUACAGGCGAAACGAACACCCAGAAGGACGCCAUUUCGUCAUUCAUCAGCAUGAUCAUCCCAUCGCAGGGCCCCAUUAUGAUCUCCGCCUCCAGUUCUCAGAGACAAGCUCUGUCAGUUGGUCGGUCAUGUAUGGGAUGCCUGGAGAUCCGAAUAGCCAGCGAUUAAAUCGGAAUGCGACUGAAACUCGGAUCCAUUGUUUAUGGAAUCACCUCAUUGAAACAGCUUCCCAUAAAACGGGGAGCUUGAUUAUCUGGGAUACCGGAGAAUAUGAAGUUCUACCUUAUCAGAUGGACCGAUCUGGUCCCGAUACGGACGAUCCUCGAUCAGAGAUCUCUGAAGAUGGUCACGGCCCACCGGAAGAGCAGAUCUCAGAUAGUGCGAAGUUGCAGGAAGCUUUCAAGAAUCGCAAAAUCCGACUCCGACUGCAUGGAACCCGCUUACCAAAAGACUACACUAUCAUUUUGCGGAUGGACAAAAAAACCAAUUUCGCGAGGCCGAUCCGCGAAGGCCCCAAACGGCGUCGUCGGCACCUAUCCAGGCCAACGGUGCCACGAGCGCUGUCUACCUCGGACUCCGGAUCGCUUUCGCCGCCCCCUGGUAAACUAGAAUCAAGGGGGGAACCGACACCGCAACAAUCUCAAACCGGAUCUCAAACCAGCCCGGCUAAGCGUGCACAUGCAGACAAUGCCUACACCGCCGCUGACAUUGAAAUCCAAAGAAACAACGCCUACCCAGGAUCCAGUAACACGAUCGGCUCAAUCCACCAACGGCGCUGGUACCUCAGUUUAGACCGGGAGUCGUCUGGAUUUGAGCCGACCACAGUGAGAGGAAAUCGAAAUGAGGGAUUGAAAGAAACAAGUAGAAAAAGGACGUGGACUCCCAUGACCGUCGGAAAAGGAUUCGAGCCGUUUUACGUGCACGGGCCGCAGGCUGAGCGAAGCGUUAUCACCGCGCGUUUGGGGGGCGAUGUCUUGAAUGAUGAGGGCGUGGAAGAAUUUGUGCCGAGACGCGGGUGGAGGCCGGUCCUGCAUUAG